AGGCCCGGUUCGGGACCAGCCCUGUUGCCCGAUCGGCCCGGCGCCCCCCUGCUACGUUUCAAUGUCAGGCGCCGGGCGAUGCUGGGCGCGUGCGGCCGCUGGUCCGCGCUCCUCUCCACGCUGCUCGGCGGCGCGGCGGGGCCCGCGCCCGUCGCGCUCGGGCGGCGGGGCGCCGGGCCGAGCGGGCGGGUCGCCGGCCCCGGGAAUCUGACGGGCCUGCUGCAGGCGGCGCGCGACGGGGACGUGCUGCUCCUGGCGUGCACCCUCGAGGGCAACCGGGCCAAGAGGUCGGGCGGCGGCCUCAAGGUGGGCGGCUCUGCCGAGGCCGCGAACCCUUCGAUCAUCAUAAGGCGGGCGCGCCUCAUCAACGUGACAUUCGUUGGCAACUCUGCGGGCGGCAACGGGGGGGCCCUCUUCGUCGAUUCCGGCGCCGUCCCCCGCAUCGAGGCCUGCACCCUGCGCGGCAACCUGGCCGAGGGUUCCGGCGGCGGGCUCUCGGUGCAGGGCAAGCGCACCGAGCCGGAGCUCAUCGGCGUGGAAUUCGUCGGCAACUCCGCAGGCAAGAAUGGUGGGGCCAUCCUCGUCGGUUCGGGCAACACCCUUCGCCUCGGGGAGGGCGUGAUGCUGCAGGGCAAUAUCGCCAAGUGGGCCGGCGGGGGCGUCUGCUUCGAGGACGGGGGCACGGCCACGGACCUGCGGGGCUCGCCCCGGCCACGGCUGAGCCUCCUCGGCAACGUCGCCAUCUUCGGGGGCGGCGCCUUCGUCCCGCUCUGCUCGUCCGCGCUCUGGGACCUCCUGUGCGAGGGCAGGAUCGCCGGCAACAGCGCGAAGGUCGCCGGCGGCGGGGUCUACCUGCGGCUGGACCCCCGCCACCGGUUCAGCAGAGCCGCCGCAGGCUGCCUCGGAGAGCUGCGCGCGGCGCCGGACGGCAACGAGGCGCCUCGGGGGCCGGGGAUUGCCUCCAGCGCCGUCAGGGUCAGGCUGCUGUCCGCCUCGGAGGCCCCGGUGGCUCGCUUCGCCAUCUCCGCAAAGCUGGUCGACACCUUCGGCGACGUGGUGGUCGAAGAGGAUCAGGCGAUCGCCAGGUUCUCCUCGGAGCUGGUCCGAUGGGACAAGACAGCGGCGGCGAGAGUCUUGGCGGCGAUGCCUCCCAAGGAGCGGGCGAUGGCCGACCUGGUCGAUCGCACGUGCAUCGCGAAGGCCGCCGAUGCGCUCACGUGCGUGGCCGUCAGGGGCGGCAUGGCGACCUCAUUUCUAGCCGCUUUCCUGCCUCCUGCCCCAGUGAACGCCAGUUUCCCGUUCGAGAUGAAGGUAGAUUGGACUGAUCCUUUGACGGGAGAAUUGAGCAAGUCCACGAGCGUCGUUGGUCAUGGAGUCGUCACGGUCACCGCCGACUGCCCAGCAAAUGCUUCCAUCCUGCCGGAUGAAGACGCGUGGCAGCGUGGCGAGAAUUUCUCUUGCCCGUGGGUAUCGUGCCCCAGGGGCCACUUCUUCUCGCCGGACUUCAGCGACAGCACCAGCACUGACCCGAACGAACGCACAGGAGAGUGCACGCUGUGCAGAGACGUGUACGGCGCUGACUGCUCCGCGACGUCAUGGGCGGUGGGUCUGAGAAACCUGCGUCUGCGGCAGCACCACUGGAGACCCAAUCUCACCACACUGCACAUCAUGGACUGCCGAGCGUCCCGAGAGGACGAGUGGAGCCCGUGCGAGGGGGGCUCCGGGGCUGAGCCGGAUGGCUACUGCAGGCGGGGUCACGCUGGCCCGAAGUGCCGCAUGUGCUUGGAGAGCCCGCGCCACUACAGGAGCGGGCGCGACUGCCUGCCCUGCGUGCCGGGCGGGCGUGCCGAGCGCGCCGCCAUCGCCGUCUUGGCCGUGUGCCUUCUCGGCGCCUCCGCGGCCGCACUCCGCAAGGCGCGUUCCCGGAUCUUCAAGAGGGCCGAGCUGCCGUCGGAGCACGGGGUCGCCAAGAGGAUGGCCGUGAUAAGUGUGGCUGCGGCUUAUCGUGCUUACCAGUUCAUCGGCCUCCUCGGGAGGCUGCAGUCGAAGUCCUCGGUGCCGACCAGACUCCAGCCACUCACCAUCCUCCUGGUGGACUUCGGGGCGGUGCACAGCAUGUUGCAGUCGGACUGCCUACUCGGCUUCGAGGCCUCCCAGCGAGCACUCCUGGCCAUGAACCUCGUGACGCCCGCCCUCGCCGUUCUUACGGCAUGCGGCCUCAUCUGGGUCUUGGCCCGCCAGGACCCGUACAGGUGCAAGUACUUCAUGGCGAUGGUGGUGCCUCCCAUCGUCAAGGUGUCGCUGGUGGGCGUCUGCCUUGCGGUGUCCAACAUGCUCACCUGCGACUCGGAUUUUGGCGAGGGCGAGGGGGGCCCCCGGCUCACCAGGCUGCCGUCCAUCCGGUGCGAGCACAAAGAGGGCAUCGUCUGUGGACUCCUCGGCGUGACGUUCAUGCUCUUCUACGGCGGCUGCCUGAUAGUCGCACCUCGGCUGGCGAUGGACCGCUUCAAGGCGCUGACCCGUGGUCUCAGGGACGUCUUGGUGACCGUGUCCGUGGCAUCGCCUUCCGGCACCGCUGGCGCGCUCCACAUUCAGCUGCAGGGCAGCGGCGAUCCUAUCGCCAUCGAGGCCGCACUCGACGCCAGAAUGGUCUGGCUGCUGGCAGUCAUCAAGGUUGAGCUGAUUAAGAACAAGGUGGAUGUCGUGAGCUCUUGCGUAUCCUGGACAGAGUCCCCUGGGGCUCGUCGCGUCGCAGUAAUGCACCCCGACAAGCUGAUACUGCAGCGCCUCGUCGACGCCCUGACGGCCGAAUCGCCGGAUGGACCUAACGAGCCAGCAACUGUCGGCUCUUGUCCAGACGAGGGGACGCAGCGCUACCUAACGAAGAAUUGCGUCGCCGCCCGCUGGAAGGGAGACAGGAUUCACCCUCUGCUGGCGGGCUUGAGCAUUGUGACCCAGCAGACUUUCUGGCAAGCGGACGUGAGCAACGCGCUCUUCGGCCUGACGCUUGCAUACCUCCCCUCUCUUGGAGGCGCCGCUGGGGCCGGGCACCAGGCGGCCGUCGGCGCGGCCGGCGCGGCUGGGAUGCUGCUCUUCCAGCUGACGCAUCCUAUCACGAAUCCUCGGAGACAGUGGGACGCGCUCGUCACGUUCGCGGCGCUGCUGGCCGCGUUCUGCAUCAUGGUGCUGGUGUCGGUGCGCGGCAGCUUCCUCUUCGCGGGCCUGGCGCUGUCGCUCUGCCUGCUGUCGCCGCUCGCGUGGAGCUGCCUCACCCUCGCCACGGCGCUGGUCCCGCGCCUGCGCGACCGGGACAUGGCGUUCCGGCUCGAGCACGAGCUGGCGUUCCUCCGAUACUGGCGCACCAUGCCCGAAGAGCGGGCCAUGAUGCGCACCCGCGUGGCGGUGGACUGCAUCCAGGCGGCCAGCCCCGACGCCGCGGUGGUCAACCUGAGAGCUGCUUGGCACGCCUCGCCGCCCGACCCUGCGCGCACCAGCUGCGGGCCCCUGGUCACCUGCCUGCGGAGGCUGGCGUUCCACCUCGGCUCCCGCAAGCACUGCUCGGGCUGGCGGUGCGCCUGCCCCGACAAGGUGCCGCUGGAGGCUGGCCUCGCCGUCGCCGUCCUGCGCCGCUCCGCGCCCCUGUACGAGGUGCGCGUCGAGGGCGGCGGCGGGGUCGUCACCGGCUGGGUGCACGAGGGCGCCCUCGAGGCCGUAAAGGCGAGGCCGCGGGCCGCGAAGGCGAGCCCUCGCCUCGCGCCCCCGCGCCUCACGCCCCCGCCGGGCGCACAGGGCGCCGGCCUGGAGGUGGAGCUGGUCGACCGGGCGGCCCGACCGAGCGCGGGCGCCGUGCUGGAGGGCCCCGACCAGCAGGGCGCCACGGGCGCGGCCUGA
Prorocentrum cordatum is the source of this 3891-nucleotide messenger RNA. The record is from the annotation of a GenBank genome assembly. Lineage: Eukaryota; Dinophyceae; Prorocentrales; Prorocentraceae.